GUCUUAUCCCGCAGUGGCCUAUCACAGCUGCUUUAAUAAAAAGCUAAUAUCUCGGGGGCUCUUGCUAUACUUAUACUGUGGAUCAGGGGCAGAGGGGAUCCCAGAAGUGGCACGGGGCAUCAUCACACAGAGUCAUUCGGAGCAGAGACGGUGCACACCGCCUUGCCUGCUCCGCCGUGCGGUAGGAGGGGUUGUAGUGACGCUGUUAUCCAAUGGGCACCGGCUUCCUCCGGACGGAGCGCAGCAUCUCUGUCUCAGCGGCACUUUUGCGCCAGACAAGUACGGUCGGCGUCUCACUCAGCAGUGGAGAAGAGGAAGACAGCGGUCCGGGAAUUACUGAGGUGUAUUUGGCGAAGAAGACUCAUCUUUUCCUCUUUUUCCCCCCCACCAACACGCGGGUUUUGCAAAGAUGAACGCUGGCUGCGUCAUCUUGGCGUGCACCUUACUUGUGGGCGCAUCCUCGGGGAGUAAGGCAGGCCAGCCCCUCAAACCCCCGUGCAGACCAGGCUUCUCCCAGAACUUCUACACGGUGAUUGUCUCAAGAGACGUACUGCACGGCCAGAGCAUUCUUAAAGAUACCACCCUGUCCAGUGAACGUGUGAAGUUUGAGGACUGCCAGCGCAACAGAGAGGUCGGCUUCGUCAGCAGCGACCCCAACUUUAGCGUGCGGCCCGAUGGGACUGUGUAUGCCGAGCAGGAGGUGGCCAACCUGUCAGAGCCUGUCCAGUUCAUGGUAACAGCCCGGGGGCUCCAUGACCCACACAUCUGGGAGACCACUGUUAAACUGGCCCUGGCUGGACAUCCGCAUCCUUUGCCAUUCACAAAGAUUGGCAUUGAGGAAAUGCUGUCAAGAGUCUGGGACUCACCACCCAGGGUUAUCAAGUUCCUUCGAAAACAUCAGCGAGGCUCCUCUGCCAACGGGCUGAGGCGACAGAAGCGAGACUGGGUCAUCCCGCCUAUUAAUGUGCCUGAAAACUCCAGAGGACCUUUCCCUCAUAUGCUUGUCAGAAUCCGCUCGGAUCAGGAUAAGGAUGUCGGCAUCCGCUACAGCAUCACCGGAGCAGGCGCUGAUCAGCCCCCGAGUGGUAUCUACAACAUAGAUCCCAUCAGCGGCAACAUGUUUGUCACCCAACCUCUGGACAGAGAGGAAAGAGCCUCCUUCCAUCUGCGUGCACAUGCAGUGGACAUGAACGGGAACCAGGUGGAGAAUCCGAUCGACCUGUACAUCUAUGUGAUCGACAUGAAUGACAACAGACCCGAGUUUCAAAACCAGGUGUAUAACGGCUCUGUGGCAGAAGGAUCCAAACCAGGCUCGUCUGUGAUGCAGGUUACCGCCACAGACUCGGACGACUCCACCACAGCGAACGGCAUGGUGCGCUACCGCAUCCUUUCCCAGAGCCCCCACAGCCCCAUCCCCAACAUGUUCACCAUCAACAGUGAGACUGGAGACAUAGUUACGGUGGCAGCCGGCCUGGACAGAGAGAAAGUCUCUCAGUACACCAUUAUUGUCCAGGCCACUGACAUGGAGGGCAACCUGAAUUUUGGACUCUCCAACACAGCCACCGCCCUCAUCUCUAUUACAGACAUCAACGACAACCCGCCUGAACUGACAGUGAGGACGUUUUCCGGGGAGGUUCCGGAGAACAAAGUAAACGUGGUGGUGACCAACCUGACAGUGGUGGACCGGGAUCAGCCCCACAGUCCCAACUGGAACGCAGUCUAUCGCAUUGUCAGCGGAGACCCAUCUGGACACUUCACCAUCCGCACCAAUCCCAUCACAAACGAGGGCAUGCUGACCGUGGUCAAGCCCGUGGAUUUUGAGUUUAAUCGUGCCUUCAUGCUAACUGUGGUGGUGUCCAACCAGGCCCACUUGGCCAGUGGCAUCCAGUCCUCGCUUCAGUCCACAGCAGGCGUAACCAUCUCUGUGCAGGAUGUGAAUGAGCCGCCUGUCUUCCCCGUCAACCCAAAAGUGAUUCGCUUUGAAGAAGGUGUGCCAGCAGGGACCACUCUUACCGUGUUUGCGGCUCAAGACCCGGACCACUUUAUUCACCAGACUGUCAGGUACUCUAAGUUAUCAGAUCCAGCGAACUGGCUGAAGAUUAACAGGACCAAUGGUCAGAUCACCACCAUGGCCCUGCUCGACCGGGAGUCCAUAUAUGUCAAGAACAAUGUGUACGAGGCAACAUUCCUGGCAUUCGACAAUGGUAAGUCUGGUUCGCCUCAAGCCAGCGGGACAGGAACCCUCCAGAUCAACUUGAUCGACGUAAACGACAACGCGCCCGUGCUGAUACCCCGGGAGGCGCAAGUGUGCGAACGAGCACGCCCCAACUCUAGGAUCAACAUCACAGCUUCCGAUGCUGAUGCCGAACCCAACAUAGGGCCGUUUGUCUUCGAGCUGCCUUCUUUUCCUGCAAGCGUUCGACGAAACUGGACCAUUUCCAGACUGAACGGUGACUAUGCUCAGCUAAGGCUUAGGAUUCCCUACCUGGAAGCAAGUGUGUACGAGAUUCCCAUCAUUGUGUCAGACUCGGGAAACCCUCCACUGUCCAACCGCUCUGUAAUCAGGGUCAAAGUGUGUCCGUGUGAUGAUAACGGGGACUGUAGUGCAACGGGAGCCGUGGCAGCUGCUGGCCUUGGCACUGGGGCCAUCAUUGCCAUACUUAUCUGCAUCAUCAUACUACUCAGCAUGGUUCUGCUGUUUGUGGUCUGGAUGAAGCGCAGGGAAAAGGAGCGGCAAGCGAAGCCCCUGCUGAUUGACCCUGAGGAUGACGUCAGGGACAACAUCCUCAAGUAUGAUGAAGAGGGAGGAGGAGAGGAGGACCAGGACUACGACUUGAGCCAGCUGCAGCAGCCGGAGUCUCUGGACCACAUCAUCAACAAGCCGACAGGGGUGCGCAGGGUGGAUGAGAGGCCUGUGAUUGCUGAGUCGCAGUACCCUGUCAGACCCAGCUUGCCCCACCCUGGAGACAUAGGCGACUUCAUAAAUGAUGGUCUGAGGGCAGCAGACAACGACCCCACCGCUCCUCCCUACGACUCCCUGCUGGUGUUUGACUACGAGGGCAGCGGUUCCACCGCCGGUUCUGUCAGCUCGCUCAACUCCACCAGCUCAGGGGACCAGGACUACGACUACCUCAACGACUGGGGCCCCCGCUUUAAGAAGCUGGCUGACCUCUACGGAGGAGGGGACGAUGACUGAGAGCGGCGCCGCGGGGCUGGGUGGGGUUGCAGAUGGGAGAGGCGGGACCGGCUGGAUGGACGUUGCUGUAAACAGCAAGGAGUGGCCAAGUACACGACGCAGGCUCCGUGUGAGGAAUGGACCCAUACAUGGGCUGCAUUUGUUUGCUCACAGCAACCAGGCCCGCAAACAUGAAUUCUGCUGCAACGCAACUGUAUUCUGGCUUUAUAUAUUUUAAUUAUUUUUUUUUGUGGCAAAUUUGUAGUGUGAUGUUUCGUUUUUCAUUUUAAUUUUCUUUUGUUAAUCUCUCACUGCGCUGGAUCCGGAUGUCCCAAGGCGGUCAUGAGAGACAGGAGCAGUGAAUUUGUGCUUGGAUUCAUUGUUAAAAAGAAACAAUGUCUCUCGCUUUAGUUUCACACUGAAGAGUAUGUUUUUGGGGAAGACUCUGACUCUCUCUUUAACUCUGUCAACUUGAAUUUCCUUAGAACAGAAGCACUGUCAUUUUAUAAAGUGCCUUUUGUGGUGUGUUUUUUGUAUCAGACUCCUGCUAUCUCAGGAUCGGUUGCCGUUCGUGCAGUACAGUGGAGACACUUCCCCCAUUUCCCGUCGACCACCCCCCAACCCCACCCCAAACAUGCGCUCCUCAAACCGGCCCUGCCUGUCAAUCUCCUCUCCUUUUUCCCAGCCGCCAGUCCCAGGAGGGAAGGACACAGCCAGGGCAUACCAUCGGAUAUCGUAACCCAACAAAUUAUGGCCUGAAGGAACCCACUAAGAGUCGCUAGAGGGAAGAGCACCCUCUUCUCCAGAGGUCUCCGCUGAAGUCCAACUUUCACAAGUUGUCAACACAACUGCAGCGCCCGACGCUGACUUUGUGUGAGACCAUUUUUAUACAUGUGGGGGGGUUUCUAAUUUAGUAGAGAAUGCCUGCCUUUCCUCUGUGGACACACAAGUUUCAGAGCCUAUAUGUUGAGACACUUGCCUGCCCUGUAUGGUUUUGUGUUGCUUUCUCCACAGUGUAAAGCUUACGUAGGCAUGAUCUGAUUAAUCAGUGUAAGAACAAGAAGCUUGAAAUGACUUGGAACAAAGGUGUCAGAGGAAGAUUGUUGGUUUGUUUUAGGGGGUUUUUUGUUUGUUUUUUGGGGGGGGGGGGUCGCCUUGAACAUUCCCGUUUUUUAUAGCCCAACAAAUGUAUUAAAAGGUGCAUGAUUUUUUUUUUCUCCAAAUGUUUUACUCCAAGCACUUGUUACUCUGUGGUGAGAAUGUGAAAAUAGUCUGCAGAAGCUAUAUGAAUAUACUCUGUAAAAAGACACUGAGAAAAUAAAAAUACUGUAAGAUACAUAUUUUUGAAGUAUUGACAUAAAAGUUGCUGCUCUCUCUCUCUCUGUGGCUCUACAGUGAGCUUUAAGGGAUUUUUUGGCCCAUUUGUUUUUAAUAUGUGGGUAUUUAUGUUUUCUGUUUUUUUGUCUUUCUGUUGAAGCAUCAAAUUGUUUUUUUAAGAUGCCUGCUUAUACAUUUUUUAUUUUAUUUUUGUUGGUGUUCUUUUUUUAUUUCAUAAAAUACUUUGAUCUGUUCUUUUUUUUCCAAGUAUAUGAAGACAUGCUCUUUCCGUUUCAGUCUGUAUUGUCUCUGACAGACAUGUUCCUUUUGUUGGCUUCUGGCCUUGGGACACCGGAAAGUUCAUUAGCCACGCCUGCUGAUAGUUGUUCAAUUAAUCAGUGUACUGCAAUUCUUUUAUUCAUUCAUCUAGAUACUGAAUGUGCGCUUCAGAAA
This is a messenger RNA of Oreochromis aureus, 4945 nucleotides long. RefSeq names its product cadherin 4, type 1, R-cadherin (retinal) (gene cdh4). Gene Ontology annotation, cellular component: plasma membrane; adherens junction; catenin complex. Gene Ontology annotation, molecular function: cadherin binding; calcium ion binding. The coding region runs from base 410 to 3196 and encodes 928 amino acids. The transcript has 18 exons. NCBI's taxonomy places the organism in Eukaryota, Metazoa, Chordata, Actinopteri, Cichliformes, Cichlidae. Gene Ontology annotation, biological process: homophilic cell-cell adhesion; calcium-dependent cell-cell adhesion; adherens junction organization. The record is from RefSeq and is a predicted model, not a curated record.